Molecule: messenger RNA, 588 nt
Organism: Symbiodinium necroappetens
Lineage: Eukaryota; Dinophyceae; Suessiales; Symbiodiniaceae
Source: the annotation of a GenBank genome assembly
AUGGCCGGGUUGAUGCCUUCCUGGGAUCAUUUGCUCCGCUCCGGAAUCGCCGAGCGCUUCGAUUGGCUGCUCAACUCUGAGUUAGAUCACUUCCUCUCCCCUUCGAGAGCGAAGGAGACGAUUCGAGAGUACCUUCAAGGCCUUGAGGACGGGUCCAAAGAAGACAAGUCCGGGCUGUCGGGCCCAAUCAUGCUCAUGUGGGGCAACGCUUUUGUUUUCAACCGCAAGUUUGUGCAGGCGCUCCGGACCAACUGGCCUCAGCUUGGCCGUGUUGCGUCCUCCAGCGAGGGGGACAGCAAACAAGGCCGUGCGGUCGGUUGUCCGCUGUUCAUGAAGAACCGCUUUGAAUGGCCUGACUCCUGCUCGCAGGACAUCAUCUAUCCAGCCUUGGCGAUGAACAUCCUGCCUUUCCUGCAACAGAAGGUGGCGUUUCCUGGGGCCUCGGGCUGUGGCCAGCCCUCCCGGAAUCGUCGGGGAAAGGCCUACCCAUUGGGCUGCUGGGAGAUGCAGCAGAAUCCCCUGAACGGGGAGUCGGAGAAAGGUGAGCUUGGGGCCAUUGAGGUCUUGGCGAAGAUGCGCACCUUCAAG